UCCCCGCAUAUCUUGAGCGCACUGGCAGGACGUCGCAGGAUCAGAGAGAGGGAAGCUCGAGCUUCUCUCCUUCAUGCACACCCCUCCCAUCCAUUCCCGGCUAUGCUUUGGGUAUGACGUCACAUGUGCUCCCUUAGGUUGCCAUAGCAAUUUCUUUCCCUAACCCCGUUCUUUUUUCUGUCCCUCCUCCUUUCUGGUACGUUCCCAAUGGUACAGCCAGCAUCUUGCAGCAUAAUGCUUACAAGACGGUAAACGGGGAGUGAUUCAGCAUUGCAAUCGUAAUUUCAAGGCUAUACCGGUAUUUUUUUCUUCCAUCGCUGCAUUUUUUUCUAGUUAUCUCCAUGUUCACUUUUAUUUUUCUGUGCGUGCUAAGUCGUUAAAUGUCUCUCGUCGGAAUGUUUUGAACAGAACUGUCACCGGCCUAGGUUCGUCGUCAGCUGGCACGGAAUGGUAUUUAUGAGCAGGCAUUUCUUCUAUUACUGCGGUGAACCAGUCCUAGAUGUGAAAAUAGCCUUUUGUCAGGGUUUUGGUAAACAAUUGGAUGUGUCAUACAUUGGCAAGCAUUACAACAUGAGCAAAUGCAAAGUGGACAACCAGUUCUACAGUGUGGAAGUAGGAGAUUCCACCUUCACAGUUCUCAAACGUUACCAGAAUCUAAAACCCAUCGGUUCUGGAGCUCAGGGAAUCGUCUGUGCCGGGUACGAUGCAGUCCUCGACAGAAACGUGGCCAUCAAGAAGCUCAGCAGACCCUUUCAGAACCAGACCCAUGCCAAGAGGGCAUACAGGGAACUGGUGCUCAUGAAAUGUGUCAAUCACAAAAAUAUCAUCAGUUUAUUAAAUGUUUUCACACCACAGAAAUCACUAGAAGACUUUCAGGAUGUGUACCUGGUGAUGGAGCUGAUGGAUGCCAACCUAUGCCAGGUGAUUCAGAUGGAGCUAGACCAUGAGAGAAUGUCCUACCUGCUCUACCAGAUGCUGUGUGGCAUCAAACACCUGCACUCAGCUGGAAUUAUACACAGGGACCUGAAACCUAGCAAUAUAGUGGUGAAGUCUGAUUGUACGCUGAAGAUCCUGGACUUUGGCUUGGCAAGGACUGCAGGCACCAGCUUCAUGAUGACCCCGUACGUGGUGACACGGUACUACAGAGCUCCAGAGGUCAUCCUGGGCAUGGGGUACAAAGAUAAUGCGUCUGUCCUUAUAGAAUGCUGACACCACUAUUUGAUGCAAAGCAUUGUUUUUUGUUUUUGGUGGUGACGCCGGGUCUGGGUGCUGCCGCUGAUGGAACCGGGGGUGCCUCAGCUGGCUCGUCAGGCUUCCACACCUUAGCUGGCUCGAGAGGUUUCCUUUCCUCGGUUGGCUCGGCAGGCUCCCAUCCCACGUCAUGCCUCAGCCAGCUUUUCAGGCUUCUACGCCUCAGCCGGCUUGUCCAGCGCCCAUGCCUCAGCUGGCCCGUCAGGCUCGCCCAGGUGGGUGUCACACCUGCUCACACUUCCCCUCACCAGGCUGCCCUCCAUUACGCACACCUUUCACCAUCAGUAAGCGCAUCUGUGCUCAUUGGACUCACCUGGACUCAUUCACGUUGUUGAUUGCUCCCUCUAUAUCUGUCUGUUCCUCAGUUUUGUUCUCUGUGUCAGCAUUAUUGUCGUAAUGUUAUUUUGUUCACCCUGUCCAGACACUGUUCUUGUUUUGUUUGAAGUCCGUUUUCCAUUAAAUGUUCAUUCUCUGUACCUGCUUCUCGUCUCCAGCGUGUGUCCUUACAUAUAUAGGGGCCCUGGUCAAAAGUAGUGCACUAUAUAGGGAAUAGGCUGCCAUUUGGAACCCCUUUAAGGCUAUGGGAAAUGGGGAGGGCUAUAACGUAAUAACAAAAGCUUUAGUAUUAAUAGGGUCUUUCUUAUAGCAGACUAAAGCAGUGGAAUUACCAUUGCAGAUGAGAUGAGGAGAGGGGGGUGAAGUCUCUGACCAAUAGUACAUUCAGACAGGACUCUCUAUACAUUGUUCUGACACGUACAUCUGGAGAGUUUUGCGUCAGUAUAGAUAUUAUACUGAGGUACUAUACUAGUGUUAUUGUCGACAAUGUAAAUAUUUUAUUAUCUAUUUAAUUUGUUUAUUUGUCAGGGACCAUACACAACACAUAUUGCACAAUUGGCAAACUCCAUUCCAUUGGAAAUCCCUCCCUACAAGUUGACACCUUUUUGCAGUGAUUCAUAGGAUUUACAAGGACUUGUUCGUUUGUGAACCCACUCACAGUCCAUACCGCAACUGCACAAUGUUGAUCAACAUCUGUUGGACUGUCAGAAUAGGAAGAAAUCUGUUUGUUUACUAUGAUUGAACUAAUUAAAUAUGGAAGAGAGAACUUGUUUAAGAAAUGGCAGAUUAUAGAAAAGUUGUCUGUUACUGUUACACUUUGCUCAUGUCCCUCCAUUUAGUGGUAUGUCCCAAUGUGGCUCUUACGCAUCUGCUUGUAGGACUAUUGUAGGCCUAUGCAAUUGUCCCCUUCAAUUGGUUAGUGCUAUAUAUUAAAGCCUAUAUGUUUUUUAUUUGAGACAGCCAGAGUGCUGUCCUGUCCAGGUUUGUUGUGUGUUUUUCUUAACCCCAC
Oncorhynchus mykiss (rainbow trout) is the source of this 2596-nucleotide messenger RNA. RefSeq names its product mitogen-activated protein kinase 10. Gene Ontology annotation, biological process: protein phosphorylation. Gene Ontology annotation, molecular function: MAP kinase activity; ATP binding. NCBI's taxonomy places the organism in Eukaryota, Metazoa, Chordata, Actinopteri, Salmoniformes, Salmonidae. The record is from RefSeq and is a predicted model, not a curated record.